Messenger RNA from Rhinolophus ferrumequinum (greater horseshoe bat), 3123 nucleotides. RefSeq names its product complement C1r subcomponent like (gene C1RL). The transcript has 7 exons. NCBI's taxonomy places the organism in Eukaryota, Metazoa, Chordata, Mammalia, Chiroptera, Rhinolophidae. Gene Ontology annotation, cellular component: blood microparticle. Gene Ontology annotation, molecular function: serine-type endopeptidase activity. The record is from RefSeq and is a predicted model, not a curated record. Bases 158 to 1636 code for a protein of 492 amino acids. Gene Ontology annotation, biological process: zymogen activation.
AAGUCCUCUAGAAGGUCCCAGAUAUCCAGUUGCAGAUGCCUGGUCUCAGAGCGGGGAAUUAUCUCUGGGAAAGCCCCCUUUCCACAAGCUGCCCAGGCAAGAUAUCCCAGGAUGGGGUUGGGAUUUGCUGAAGCAGGAAGCAGCCCCCCUUCUUUGGAUGAGACCCUCCAGGGAGAUAAACAAUGGCGGAAAACUCACCAUGAAGCUCAGGCUGACUAGGAGGCUGAAGGAACUGGGGUGGGAAAGGUGGUGGUUGCUUCUCUGGGGAGUCCUUCAGGCUUGCCCCACGCAGGGCUCUGUGCUCUUGGCCCAGCAGCUACCCCAGCAACUGACAUCGCCCAGGUAUCCAGAGCCGUACCUCAAAGGCCAAGAGACCACCACUGUCAUUGAGGCUCCAGAAGGCUUUGCUGUGAAGCUCAUCUUCCAGGACUUCGACCUGGAGCCAUCCCAGGACUGUGAGCGGGAUUCUGUCACAAUCACAGCCAGUGGGAUGGCUCCACACCGGUUUUGUGGCCAGCAGGACUCCCCUCUGGGCAGACCCCCAGGUCAGAGGGAAUUUGUGUCCUCAGGGAGCAGUUUGCAGCUGACCUUCUGUGCACCCAACUCCUCUGAGGACAGGACCACCGGCCUACACAAGGGCUUCCUGGCCCUCUACCAAGCCGUGAGUAUGAACCAUAGUCAAGCCAUCAGCCAGGUUAGUGGGGGCUCUGAGACCACACACGCUGGAGACAACCCCGACAAGGCCCAGAACCACUGCCGAGAGCCCUAUUAUCAGGCCAUGCCAGCAGACACUCUCACCUGCACAGCCCAGGGCCUCUGGAAAGAAACACAGGACAGGCAAGAGGUUCCUCACUGUGUGCCUGUCUGUGGACGGCCAGUCACCCCCAUCACCCCGAACCAGGAGGCUCAAGGUUCUUCCAAAGCUAAGUUGGGCAACUUCCCCUGGCAAGCCUUCACCAAUAUUCACGGCCGUGCGGGAGGGGCCUUGCUAGGUGACAGAUGGAUUCUCACUGCCGCCCACACCAUCUAUCCCAAGGACAGCAUCUUUCUCGGGAAGAACCCAAGUGUGGAUGUGUUCCUAGGCCACACCAAGAUAGAUGAGAUAAUAAAACUGGGAAAUCACCCUGUGCGCCGUGUGGUUGUGCACGCCGACUACCAUCAGAACGAGUCCCGCAACUUCGACGGGGACAUUGCCCUCCUGGAGCUCCAGCACAGUGUCCGGCUCGGCCCCAACCUCCUCCCCGUCUGUCUGCCUGACAAUGAGACUCUCUACCGCAGCGGCCUGAUGGGCUAUGUCAGUGGGUUUGGCAUGGAGAUGGGCUGGUUAACUACUGAGUUGAAGUACUCAAGGCUGCCGGUCGCCCCAAGGGAGGCCUGCGAGGCCUGGCUUCAAGAGAAACAGAGGACUGAGGUGUUUUCUGACAACAUGUUCUGUGUUGGGAAUAAGACAUGGCAGCAGAGUGUCUGCCAGGGGGACAGUGGUGGCGUCUAUGUGGUAUGGGAUGAUGGUGCCCGUCACUGGGUGGCCACGGGCAUCGUAUCCUGGGGCAUCGGGUGUGGCAAAGGGUACGGUUUCUACACCAAAGUGUUCAACUACGUGGACUGGAUCAAGAGAGUGAUGGAUGGGAAGGACUGACCCUGCGGGUGCUGGGCAGUGACACCAGCACUGUGGAGGCCCCAGAGGGGAGAGGGUUGAGAGUGAGGACUGCGCCCUGUGAGGAGGGUUGCUGGGCUGGAGAGAACUCCUCCUCUGCUCAAAGCUGACCCCACCCCCAGAUGGGAGGAGCAUUCCCCAGCCCCUCCUCCUCACCCUCUACCUUCCCUUGAGUUUGCUCAAUGCUGGGGGAAGCCCUUUGAACUUUAUCUGCUGACACAGCUUCUUCUGUCUCUCCUGGGAGACAGCCACCCUCUCAUUCCCCUGUUCAGGUGGUAUAUGGGGCAAGUGGUCUUAAUUGCAUUUCAUUUCUGAAACAUUCCAAAGCCCCUUUAGUUGAUCUUCAAAUAUUCAAACUAUUGGCUUCACUGCCUACCACAACGUCUAGCUGCAAUUACAGUCACAGCUUGAUUUUUGUGUUACAUCUUUUGUAUACGUUAUUUCAUUGACUCUUCACACCAAGUUUGCAAAGGAUGCAUUAUGAUCCACGUUUUUAAAUGAGGAAACUGAAGCUCCAGGACUUAAAGUGACUUGCCUAAUCUCACAGCUGAUCAGGAACUGCAAGGGCUAUGUGCUUUCCAGUGCACCUUGAUACUUCUCAGGUGUCCUCAAGACUUGCUGUAUCGCCCACUUCCGCUUCCCAAUCCCCACAUCCUUCCAGAUCCUUGCUCCCUGGGAAUGCCUGCUUUGGCGAGGAUGAGGACACCUGUCUCAAACUUUCCUGGGCCCCAUCUCCCACAGAUCCCCCAUCUGAGCCCAGCCCUGGGCUGGAAGUAUUUGCAGACACCCGCAGUGCUGAUAGACAUGCUGCGCUAUGCUCCACCUGAGAAGACCAACUCUUUAAUUUUUAGUAAGGACCUGGGGUGAUUUAUAGUAAAAGGCACAAAUAAAAUACAGUUGUUCAGCUAGAACUAGAAAAUGAAUACUAUAAGACAGAGAAGAGACUAGUUUUGCUAGUAUUGAAAUUCAAGUUAGCUGUAUGGUUAAAGGUUAAAUUUAUCUUUGAAAAAAUAACAGGAUUCAAAGGUGUAUGUAAAUGUGGUUACUUCUAUUUUUUAAACCUAUACAUAGUACAGAAGACUAUUAAAAAUAUUCUAAAAUAUUCAUCAGAGGUUGUUUUAAGUGGUAUAAUUCUGGCUGUUUUAUUUUCCCCUAUUCCUCUCUAUUUUCUAAAUUUUGUUUAAUGAACAUGUAUUAAUUUUAUUUAUUUUUUAUUUUUAUUGAAAAGAUGAUAUGAAUUUUUCCCUGCCAAGGCAAAAAAAUAUAUACCUCUUUAUAUAUUUAGAUAUAUAUAUAUCCUGGGGUGCCAAAAAAAUUGUACACAAGUGGACAAUUUGGUCAACGUUGCUCGAGCAGUAGUUCAGCAUAUCUGGAUGUUGAUAGUAACCACUUUGAGCCCCUCUUGUAAUUGCAGAAGUCAAAUGUGACUUGUAUUCAUCUUUUGUUAUCAGUAUAUAUUGAGUAUUACA